Molecule: messenger RNA, 480 nt
Organism: Auanema sp. JU1783
Lineage: Eukaryota; Metazoa; Nematoda; Chromadorea; Rhabditida; Rhabditidae
Source: the annotation of a GenBank genome assembly
AUGAAACUCUUCCUUUUACUUCUUGCUUUGUGCACCAUAGCACUCGCCAACACCGUCGCAAAACGAGUUGUUGCGGUUAAGGGAACUCUCGUAUGUGGAGGUAAGCCUGCUGCAAAUGUGAAAGUUCGCUUAUUCCGAGUGAAACAAACGAAAUCAGAUGAUCUGAAUCAAAUUCUUGAUGAGUCCUUGACCGGACCAUCUGGUAUGUUUGAAGUAGAAGGAAACACGAAUGGAUUUCCCUUGAACGAAACUGAUAUCACACCAACAGUUAGCUUUUAUCACAGCUGUGAUGAAGAUGCUGCUAAAGUUACAAAGAACGGGUAUCGCAAGUUUGAUUAUAAUGUUCCCUACGAUUAUGUUACUUUGGGACAGAAAGCCAAGAAAACUUUUGACAUCGGAACCAUGAACUUGCAGGUCUUGUUCCCAGGAGAGAAGCAUGAUAAGAAAUUCGUAGAACGUAAUGCUCCAAAAAAACAAUAG